UUGUUUAUUGCCUCCCUGCUCAUCAUCUCCCUGUCCUACAUCUCCCUGUCCUCCGCGUCCCUGCAUCUCAUCUCCUGGUCCAUCCUUUCCCUGCUCAUCAUCUCCUGGUCCAUCUUCUCCCUGCUCCAUCACCUUCCAGCCCUUCACCUCCGGCCCAUCCCCUGUUGGGACGGCAUCGCCAGGAUCCCGAGGGAUCCGUGGGAGCCCCCCGACCCCUUUGGGAGCCUUUUCCCCGCCACUGCCCGGGGGGGGCGGUGGUGGCGGGGCGGGACCGGGGGCGGCCCCGGGCACGGUGCCCCGGGAGCGGCGGCGGGAGCGGCGGAGCGGAGAUGCCGUACCUGCUCAUUAGCACCCAAAUCCGCCUGGAAGCGGGGCCCACCAUGGUGGGCGACGAGCACUCGGAUCCCCACCUGAUGAGCAUCCUGGGGGCCACAAAGAGGAGCACGCUGGGGAACAACUUCUGCGAGUACUACGUGAACGACGCUCCGCGCGUGGUCCUGGACAAGCUGGAGAGUCUCGGCUACCGCGUGGUCAGCAUGACUGGCGUGGGCCAGACCCUGGUCUGGUGCCUCCACAGGGAAUAACCAGGGAGGAUCCUGCGUCCCACCUGGAUAACGUCCUGCUGGAGAUCAUCUUAUAGGACUGGCAGCAAAUUUUUCCCCCUUAAUUCCUUUCUGUCUCAGACUCCAGGCACUCGGGAAGGGGGAGGAACGGCACAGAGGCAGAGCUGGACCCAGUGGAAUUCUGCCAUCCCUGUUCCAUUUGCCAAGAGCAGGGGGAGGAAGAUAUGGCCAGAAUCAGGCAGAGGGAACAGAUGGCUCCAGCUCUGCCUUCAGCGGGAUGGCAAAUUCCAGCUUUUACAUUUUAAUCGUGCAUUCAGCAUGCCCUGGAGGAAGUUCAGUAACAGCCCUGUUUGCCUCCUCCUCGGGCUGCCCUGGAGAGCUCCCUGCCUUCUCCUGGGCCACGGGGUUAGGGAGGGACACCAAGCAUGGACACCAUCCCAUCUCAUCCCUGAAAUCCAAGGGGGAACCACUAAACCUACUCCCAGUGCUCCGAGAAUCCCUUCCCUUGGCAGCAAGGCCCGUUUCCAUCUCAGCAGCACCACCAAACUUCCAGGUCCCAGACUGCUCUCCAAGCCUAGCAGGGGAUUCCCCAAAUAACACAGAAAGGUUGUGUGACUAUUCCAGGUGCAGGCUCUAAAUCCAACACUGCUGGAAUGUUUGGGACCGUGCACGGAUCUUGCUGUGGGGGUAACACCAAUAAAACAUUGCUCCAAAAAGA
Messenger RNA from Hirundo rustica (Barn swallow), 1281 nucleotides. RefSeq names its product GTP cyclohydrolase I feedback regulator (gene GCHFR). Gene Ontology annotation, biological process: negative regulation of biosynthetic process. The transcript has 3 exons. The record is from RefSeq and is a predicted model, not a curated record. Gene Ontology annotation, molecular function: GTP cyclohydrolase binding. The coding region runs from base 330 to 584 and encodes 84 amino acids. Gene Ontology annotation, cellular component: cytoplasm; nucleus. NCBI's taxonomy places the organism in Eukaryota, Metazoa, Chordata, Aves, Passeriformes, Hirundinidae.